Molecule: messenger RNA, 2818 nt
Organism: Poecilia reticulata (guppy)
Lineage: Eukaryota; Metazoa; Chordata; Actinopteri; Cyprinodontiformes; Poeciliidae
Product: beta-1,3-galactosyltransferase 2
Biological process (GO): protein O-linked glycosylation
Cellular component (GO): Golgi membrane
Molecular function (GO): N-acetyl-beta-D-glucosaminide beta-(1,3)-galactosyltransferase activity
Source: RefSeq, a predicted model, not a curated record
AACAGAGCAGCCAGCAACAGCAGCAGAGACGCCGUGACGUGCUGGGAGAGCGUAAUGCCACCAAGCCUGGAGCUGCCUCUCAGAACAAACGCACAACUGACAGCGCUGCCUCACGCUCCUUCUGGCCGUCCUCUUCCUCCCCCGCUGUUUGCAGCCAGAAAACAGAGCGUGAGAGGCUGCCGAAUGAGGGGAGGCAAGAGAGGAGCAGGGAAAAAAACAACAACAGGAGGACUGGAAAGAGAUCGCAGGGAGAGAAGACAGCAUGCGUAUAUCAAAGCGAAAGAGUGCGGAGGAGCAUGAAAAUGGAAAGAGGACGAGAAGCUGAACAGAGACGUGAAGCCUGUCCGAGCACUGCUGCUUUGAUUUACACGACUUGAUUACGGUGAAAAGGACCCGCGGCUGCGGCUAACCGUCACCCACAGCCUCCUUCUUCUUCCUCUGGCCACAAGCAGCUGCAGCACGGCAGCGUCAGAAACCAGCCUCAGGGGGCUGGGGAGGGGGGACAAUGCAUCAGGACAGAUGGAGAGAUUGCAACACUCCAGCUCUUUACGCACUCUCAGCUGAUGUGUGGGGGACAGAGAGCGGCGGCUACGCGACCGGCUGAACGCGACCGGCUGAAUGCGACCGGCUGAACGCGUCGUUUUCCCACUCCAAAUAGCGCGAUGGUGAAAAGCUAUCGGUCCGAGCUGCAGCGAGAAAACAGGAGGGUUCAUCGUGGGCUCUGGAGGAAACGAGGGAGGAUGUGAGCCGUCCGAGCCGAGGCUGUCUUUCACCAACGGAUAAGACAGGGUCAUCUCUUGGUGUGGCCACAUAUUGCAAGUUAGUACUGAAGAGUGAACAACCUUUCAACCUGACACAAACUCCUCACUUCUGUGAUUAGAGAGCGGCUGUAGGACACAGAACAAUGCAGUGGAGACGGCGCCACUGUUGUACGCACACAGCCAAACUUCUCUAUCUCCUCUCUCUGCUGGGAUUCCUCGUGUUUCUGGUCCACCAAGUGUGGCUCCCCAAGCUCUCCGGGAUCCCGUGGUGGAGGGGCUACCCUGUGGUGUACGGAGGCAUGGUGCUUCAAACCUCUAGGAGCAAAUGGAACGGCAGCGCUGCGCACUCAGCGUGGAGGUUCGUGAUCGUUCCCCAGGGAACGUUGACGACCAAUGCCAACAUCAGCGUUUCUUUUCAUCGUGGCGACUCCGGCUUUGAGGGUAAUUUGACAGGCAACAGCAGCCAGAGCCAAAUGGGAGCUCUUAAUGCUACUCUGACCCACGGACCUUUCCCUUACGUCAUCAACGAGCCGGAUAAAUGCCAACAGACCAAACUUGCCCCAUUUCUCAUCCUGCUAAUUGCCACCGAAGCUCGUCAGGUGGAAGCAAGGAACGCCAUCCGGCAGACUUGGGGGAAUGACAGCGUUUUUCCCUCCUUGGGAUUUAUCCGACUGUUUCUGCUAGGGAAGAAAGAUGGGGAACUGGGACUUCUGCAGCAGAAGAUUCUGGAGGCAGAGAGCCGGAGGCAUCACGACAUCAUCCAGCAGGACUUCCUGGAUUCCUAUAAAAACCUGACGAUAAAGACUCUGAUGGGAAUGAACUGGGUUGCGACGCACUGUCCGACGGCGAGUUACGUGAUGAAAACCGACAGCGACAUGUUUGUCAACACGGAGUACCUCGUCUACAAGCUGCUGCGACCGGAUCUGAAGCCCAGGAAGAACUACUUCACAGGCAACAACAUGAGAGGUUUCGCACCCAACCGGAACAAAAACAGCAAGUGGUACAUGCCCCCCGAGCUCUACCCGGGUGAAAGGUACCCCACCUUCUGCUCUGGGACAGGGUACGUCUUCUCUGGGGACCUGGCCGAGAAAAUCUACCGGAUGUCACUGAGCGUCCGCCUCCUGCACCUGGAGGAUGUGUACGUGGGAAUCUGCCUGGCCAAGCUGCAGAUUGAGCCCACGCCUCCGCCCAACGGCUUCCUGUUCAACCACUGGCGGGUGUCGUACUCCAGCUGCAAGUACAGCCACCUGAUAACGUCGCACGGUUUCCAUCCCAACGAGCUGCUCAAGUACUGGCAUCACCUUCAGAGCAACAAGCACAACGCCUGCAUCGGCACGCUCAAGGAGAGGACGAGCAGGGCCCACUCCAGACUCCGGGACAAGCAGGCGCAUUUACUGAAACAGUAGCUGUUACCAUUGACCGUAUAAUUGCGCAAUUUGACAUUUUGUAAAUAAAUUUGCUUAAUGAAAACACGACACCUUUGCCAAAAAAAUAGUUUUUUGGUAAGUUUUGGCGCUAGGACGAAGUGGUAUUUUUAGUUAUGUUAAAAUUGGUUUAUUUGACAAAACGCCAACCGAAACACUUCCGCGUCACACAAGUCACAUGAUCGACAACCAGAUGUCACUGAGGCAAAUCACGAAGAUAACAAGAAUUGGUAGGAGGAGGAUGGCGCCGCAUGUUUAAUGCCUUAUUGUGUGAACAAACUUUUUCAUGUGUGAUUUUAAUUGUGUUUAUUUUGAUGGAAACUCCACAAUUGCAAAAUAGCUUUUUUUUUUUUUUUGACAUAGGUGGAAUAUUGACAGAAUUUUGCGAAUAUUUGUAAUGGAAGCGCAGCUACUGAUGGGUCCAUUUAAUACCUCCUGCUCAAUACUCAAAUGAUUCCCAUCUGUUAACAAACCUUACUUAUUCUGAGAUAAGACAAAGUGUGUAAAAACUGAUAAGAUCCUGUCAAAUUGUUGCCAUUUUUCAACUAAUACCGUUUCUACCGGGCUGAUUCCUAGCAGAACGUCCAUGUACACGCUGCUGCGUCAUGAAAAAUAAAGGGUGAAAUGAACAAG